Molecule: messenger RNA, 5289 nt
Organism: Linum trigynum
Lineage: Eukaryota; Viridiplantae; Streptophyta; Magnoliopsida; Malpighiales; Linaceae
Source: the annotation of a GenBank genome assembly
CUUAAAUAAAAAAAUUGACACUCCUGGACCCGUUUAAAUCCGCAUGUGUACAGUAAGUUGGCCCGUUCCAUAGAGGAAAGAGAAAAAAAAAUGACACUCUCUAUUCUACCCUUCCUACAAACGCUUUUAGAAUGACAAACCAAUGAUGUUCAUUUGUUUUACUUGAUGGCCGAAUCCCAUGUAGGUCAGGCCCAUUCAACUCUUUUAUUUUAUGGUUAGUGGUUAACCCAUAAGAUACCAUGCAUUAGUUUAUUGUUAAAUUUUUUAUUUUUAGCAAUAAAAAAGAGUAUUGUUUUUGCCUUUUCAUAUAUAUUUUAUCACAAUGGAGAAAUAAAAGAGCUUAAAGAAAAAAAUUGACACUUCUGGACCAGUUUAAAUCCGCAUGUGUACGAUAAGUUGGCCAGUUCCACAGAGGAAAGAGAAAAAUUUUGACACUCCCUAUUCUACCCUUCCUACAAAUGCUUUUAGAAUGGCAAACCAAUGAUGUUCAUUUGUUUUACUUGAUGGCCAAAUCUCGUGUAGGUCAGACCCAUUCAACUCUUUUAUUUUAUGGUUAGCGGUUAGCCCAUUAGAUACCAUGCAUUAGUUUAUUGUUAAAUUUUUUAUUUUUAGCAAUAAAAAGGAGUAUUGUUUUUGCCUUUUCAUAUAUAUUUUAUCACCACGGAGAAAUAAAAGAGCUUAAAGAAAAAAAUUGACACUUCUGGACCCGUUUAAACCCGCAUGUGUACGGUAAGUUGGCCCGUUCCACAGAGGAAAGAGAAAAAAAUUGAUAUUACCUAUUCUACUCUUCCUACAAACGCUCAUGGAGCAGGAAAUUUGAAAUGGGGGAAGAGUUUUUUCCUCCCUGCUAUUAUAUGCUUUUAAUUUAAAUAGAUACAACAAAUGUACUUAGUGUGAUUGGUUAUGAUUCUUGUUUUUCUUUAAAAUGAUCAUGGUUCGAAUCCUAAUACAUGUGUUUUUAAUGAAUAAAAAAAAGUAAUUGUGAAGACCAAAAUGUCCUUCCUACUUUCACUCUCGUUGCAGAAAAUUUGAAAUGGGGCUCCUUUUUUCCUUAUUCACUCCAAUGGCCUGUGGCUUUAGGCCCAACCUUUUUAGCUUAAUAUCAUUUUCGCCAUCAAUUUCUUAUUUGGCUUAUGUUGAAACACUAAAUUUUUCCAAAACUACAAACUGAACCAUCAAAAUGAACUCGAAUUUAAAACACUCACUUUAGUAGCUCUCCUCAAUUGAACUGCAAUUUGAUGAUGUUUAGUAGCUCUCUUAAAUUGGCCAUAUUACCUCUUGCAUUGUACAUGAUACAAGAGGAAUAUAUAUGAACACAAACUUACAUUAAAAUUGACGAGAAAAACAUAGUAUAUCGAUUGUAUUAUUAUUUUCAAAUUUCGCUUUUAGUGCUAAACUAUAUUUUGUGAACUUAACUUACUAAUCGAUGUCGUUCAUAGAGUAAUCUUUAAAAUAUGAUGAAAAAAAGAGCUUAACUUCUCUUUAGAAUCAGGUUAACAAUCUCCAUCUUGAAGUCAUCUCUUCUCUUUAACGUCAUAUUUUACCUUAUCGUUAUUUUAUCUGUUGUAUCUAACAUAUAAAACUACCUUUCUUACAUUUGAGUGAGUCACGAGAGACUAAACUUUAAUAAGGAGAGAACACAUCGAUCAUAUUCUGGGUAAAACAUAAACACAGGUAACAAGAAAAUGGAGCCCGUGGCAUCGCCAGGCCGCAGGUGUUGAAACUGUUGCUUAAGCAAAAUGGAUUUACAGUCGAAGUGAAUGAACGAGGCUUGCAUAUGCUGUCAUUAUUAUUGAAUAAUCAGGUGCUAAGUCAUUAGACGAACACUUGUUUUUCACGAGAGAACAUAAAAGAGCCCCUGAACACUGAAGACAUUCAUAAGAUCGAACAUAGCAGCAAAGUAAGAUCAAGGAUGUGUACAGAAAGAGUGGUAGGUUCAUUCUAUACAGAUGUUUGAGACUGCACCAAGUAGAGCUAAAAGGCUUUCUAUCCAACCUAUCAUCCACAGCCUGUGGCCAGUGAGAUGUUCUUCGUUACACGGUUUCAUAACCAUAAACAUUAUUUGAAGGUACUAACAUAUGCAUCGACAUGCAGUUUCUAUCAAUGGUGGACCGUGGAUGCCAAUUUUUCUUGUGUUGUUUGCCUCCAGCUACCAUAGCCAUUUCCUCGACAGUUUCAGUAUCAUCCUGACGGUCGGUCCUGACCAUCUAGGGAAUCAUCGGUCUUUCUGUGUCUUGAAAAUGGAGACCUGCAGUUCAUUAUGGAGCGAAGAGCGGUUCAAGCAGGAGGCAGGCAGGCUACAAGAAUCAUAGAAUAGGAGUGAAUCAGUGGAGAUAGUAGCAAACAGGAAACAUUCAAAGCAGGUACAAGUUGGGAGAAAUGUAACCUACUACAGAGAGAGCAGCAAAACCAAAGCAGAAUCAUGUCCAUCUCAAGUAAUCCAGACCACAAGCACCUAAUAUAUCACCCUUUGUCUGGAACUGUCAUCUAUAUUCCAAGCCACAAAGCACAUAACUCAAUCUAAGGAACCAUCUCAAGUAAUCCAGACCACAAGCACCUAAUAUAUCAACCUUUGCCUCGAACUGUCAUCCAAAUUCCAAGCACAUAACUCAAUCUAAGGAACCACCUGAUUCAUACAAACAUAACCCACAAAAACAGAAUGCUUCUUCUGAAGCACACACCUAAGAGAACGAAGUUGCAGAUGACGAGACAUAAAAAGGAAAAGAUCACUACUGUCAAUUGUAUAAUAGAUCGUAUUUACUACUUUCAAAUUUUACUUUCCACACUAUGACAAUACCUUUAUCAACUUUACCUACUAAGCAAUGCUUAUCCCCAGAUCUAUCGGCGCAACACGAUACUGGCAAUCUAAAAAUGGAAAGAGACACUUACCUUCUUUAUUGAAUCAUGUUAGCAAUCUGUCAUCUCUUCUCUCUGACGUUGUCUCUUACGUUAAACAUUGCACGAGAAAGACAUAAUACGCCGAUUUUGCUUUAUGUAAAACAUAAACAGCAGACAUCACAUAGCAACAAGCACAAGAAUUAGACAGAUGUAGGCAGAGUUUGGCUGGGCUUCGGUUAAAGCCAGAAGAAUCCAUGGUGGCUUGAGUAUUUGCCAAAACUCCUAAUUUGUGGAAGGCCUUGGGUUGCGGUCUGCACCGCUGGUUUGCUUGGUCCUCAAUAUAAUCACAAACAUUCGGCUAUGAAUAAAUUUGGACCGAAGAAAGCGACCGAAAGUUGGUACUCCAAUCUUUGACAUGACAGAAGAAACCCAAAUCCUUUACGCAACUCUCUAGCACCUGCCACUUAAGGACUGCAUCUCAAGGAGAAAUUGCACCAUUCUCAACCCACUAAUGGCUCUAAAUGAUUUCCCAGUCAUAUGGCUCCUUGUUCUCUUAUUUCUUGCCCUUGUGGUUCUCAUCCUCAGGAACAAGAUCAACUCAUUAUCAGGAAGAAAGAACAGCAACCUGCAGCAACAGAUCCCACCAGGUCCUCCUAAACUUCCAAUACUUGGCAACUUGUAUCAGCUUGGUGCUUUGCCGCACCAGUCACUCUGGCAACUUGCCAAGAAAUACGGCCAUGUUAUGCAGUUCCACUUCGGCCGGAUACCUGCCGUGAUUAUCUCCUCACCUGAAGCGGCCAAAGAAGUGCUGAAAGUUCAUGACCUUGCCAGUUGCAGCCGGCCACCCCUGGCUGGAACUAGGAGACUGACAUAUAACUAUCUGGACGUGGCUUUCUCACCUUAUGGAGACAACUGGAGGUUCAUGAGAAAAAUGAUUAUACUCGAGCUCUUCAGCAUAAAGAGGGUGAAGGCGUUUCGGUUUGUUCGGGAGGAAGAAGUUGGCCUGCUGAUCGACUCCAUCUCUGAAACAUCAGCAACUGCCUCCACCGUUGAUCUCACUGAGAAGUGUUACUCUCUCACAGCAAACAUAACUUUCAGGAUGUCAUUUGGGUUCAAUUACCAUGGGAGCGACUUCGACAAAGGCAGGUUUCAUGAAGUGGUUCAUGAAGCUGAGGUUGUUAUGGGAACCAUAUCGGGGAAGGAGGGUUUCCCUCGAGCAGUUGGUUGGAUUGUUGACAAACUCAGUGGCCACGAAGCAAGGAUUGAAAGAGUUUUUCAUGAGCUCGACACUUUCUUCCAGCAUGUCAUUGAUGAACACCUCAAGCCUGGAAGGGAAGGAACUGAAGAAGACAUGAUCGAUAUGCUGCUGGCAAUCGAGAAAGAACAAACUCAACUACUCGGUAGCAAAUCUCAGUUCAGAAGAGAGAACAUCAAGGCAGUUUUGCUGAACCUGUUCAUAGGUGGAACUGACACUGCUGCAUUGACUGUGAGCUGGGCAAUGGCAGAGCUGGUGGCAAAUCCCAAAUUGAUGAAGAAAGCACAAGAUGAAGUCAGGGACAUAGUUGGAGAGAAAGGCAGGGUAACUGAAGAUGAAAUUGAAAACUUGGAAUACUUGAAACUGGUAAUCAAAGAAACUCUGAGACUCCAUCCACCAGCCCCUCUUCUGCUCCCGAGAGAAGCAUCAUCCCACUUGAAAAUCUGCGGAUACGAUGUUCCUCCCAAGACAUUGAUCCACGUCAAUGCCUGGGGGAUGGGACGGGAUCCAAACUACUGGAAGAAUGCUGAUAAGUUCAUCCCUGAAAGAUUUGCAGACAGCUCCCUGGAUUUCAAAGGACACGAUUUCGAGUACCUGCCAUUUGGAGCUGGUCGCAGAAUCUGUCCUGCAAUAAACAUGGGAAUCAUCACUGUGGAAAUUGCACUGGCGAAUCUGCUCUACCGUUUCGACUGGAAAUUGCCAAAUGGGAUGAAUCCCGAAGAUGUAACCAUGGAAGAGAAGAGUGGCGUCAGUCUGACUUUGGCCAGAAAGGAGCCUCUCCUACUUGUCCCUGUCAACUGGCUCAACAAGUAAACCAGCAGAAGCACAUCAUCUGAACACUAUGAAUCCGUAUCAGUGAAAAUAUCCUACUACUACUUGUAACUAAAUAAGACGCCAAUAAGAACUAGAGGUUUGUUUUCCUGCUAUUAGUGUGCAGCUCAAAAACAUAAGAGAACCUUAUAUGGGAGCAACUUUGUCCUCCAUAAUGAAUGCCGAAAUGAAAGCCAAGAACACCGAGGACAAACCGAAAGUGGCAACAAUGGGGAAGUGAAUUAACAUGUACAAUAUAAUAAUCGGCCAUGAAUAUUGAACAGCAGAGAAAUAGGAGCAGUGCAGCAGUAACAGUAAAAGCCACUUAAUGAUGAUGCACAUGAACUUACUGCAGUUGGGUUGGCAAACAAAGUCGGCAAUUUGAU